AUGAAAAUGUUUGAAUUUAAUCUUCUAUCUGCUCUCAAGAAGUUAUUACAAAAGAACGAAAAAAAUCAAUUACGGACUAAAAUUAUUAAAUAUUCUGACAGACUCUUAACUGAACACGGAAAUGAAAUAUGUUCAGAGUUUUUUAAAAAACCCUUUAAAUCUUUCACGUACGCCGAUGAUCCAGAUUGGAUUGGGUAUGGUGAUAUAUCCAUGUCUGUUUAUGACACUGCAUGGGUCGCAAUGAUUCCUAGUAAAAUUUACAAAGAAUCAAACAUUUCGAAGAAUUUCAGCUUAGCAUUUCCUCAAUGUUUCUUAUGGCUUUUAAACAACCAAGAUAUGCAUGGUAGUUGGGCUGGUAGUGGUUCUGGUGGCAUAGUGCCAGGACUUGCAGGUCUGCUUGCACUAGGUCUUUUCCGAUUACAUUCCGGUGAAUUCUUUGAGAUUAAAUUGAAUGAUUUAGGAAUAACUAUUGAGCAAUUUAUUGCAACUUUUGAAAAGGCCAAAAAAUUUUUACAAAAAGCAUUAAACGAAUGGAAUCUUGACAACUUUGACAUGAUAUGCUACGAAUUAAUAAUCCCUUACCACCUUUCAGCUCUGGCACGGCUUAAAGAACCAGUUGUGUUUGAUUUCCCUGAAAGUGAACGAAUUUUACAAGAAGGUCAAAGAAAAAUGAGUCUUAUCCCUCUGGACAAGAUUAUUAUUCUAGCAAAAAGCCAACCAAUAACCCUUAUUCAUUCUAUUGAAGUAUUUUGCGAAAAACUAGACCUUUCACAAAUUCAAAAUAAAAACUUUCAAGCAAUUAAUGGUAGUUAUGGAUCUUCACCAGCCGCUACUGCUUCAGUGCUUUUACAUGCCCAGAAAUGGGAUGAUAAAGCAUUCGAAUUUUUGGAAAAGAUAAUUUCAAAUUGUCCAUCUUAUGCAAAAGAUCAUGGCCUUGUUCCUACUAUAUGCGAUGUAGGAUUAUUUGAAACUAUUUGGAUGUUGCAUUCUAUUGGAGAUUUAUGUCUAAAUAUUCGUGCAAACGAGAAAAUUAACCUCAUGAGCAAGCAUAUAUUUAAAAAAAAACUUUUCCCCAAGAAUCUUGCACUCAUUAAAUACUUAUCUGCAUUAAACAAAGAACAUGGUGGAACUAUUAGAUGGACUAGUUGGGACAAUAAAAUACCAAAAGACGCUGACGAUUCAACUGUGUGUAAUUGGCUUCUUAAAAAAUUCGAUUCUGAUGGUGCAGUUGAUCUUGACAUUAUUAAGAACACAAUUAAAAAUGAAAUUGUAUUCAUUCGAGACUUUAUAAUUAUUCCAGAACGAACAUUCUCGAUUAGUUGUAAUGUGCAUGCCAUCAAUCUUUUUGUCUCGGAGUAUCAAAGUUUACAAUCAAAUAAUCAAAAUACUUAUAUUAUAAGAAAAUUCAAGUUGGAAGAGAUAAUUGUGACUGCAACAAAUUUCCUAAUUUCACAACGUGAAAAAGAUGGUAUUUGGUUUGAUAAAUGGAAUAAAAGCCCAUCUUAUGUAACUUUCAAAGCAAACAAUUUGCUAUUAUCCUUACAAGAACACCCAAACAUAUAUACUAGGUUAGGAUUCACAACAGAAAAAGUGCUUCGCGAUUUUUGCAGAAAAACUGUCGAUUGGGCAUUAAUUACACAGCAUGAUGAUGGAAGUUGGGGUGAGCCAUCGAAUAUAGGACCUGGAAAUCUUGAAGAAACAAGUUAUACUGUAAGGCUUCUAAAGACUGCUUCUAAAAAUUGGUUAGAUGAUAAAAAGAUUAAAUUAGCAUUAUAUAAUGGUAGAAAAUACCUUAUUAAACAUCUUGAUGAAGCAAUGAAGAAUCAAGGAUAUUUCCAUACAAAGCAACCUUUUUUAUGGAUUGGCAAACAAUAUUAUACUGUUCCAAGAGUUAUCAAAUCAUCUAUUCUUGCAUCCCUUUGGGAUGAUUAA
Molecule: messenger RNA, 1932 nt
Organism: Dentiscutata heterogama
Lineage: Eukaryota; Fungi; Glomeromycota; Glomeromycetes; Diversisporales; Gigasporaceae
Source: the annotation of a GenBank genome assembly